Messenger RNA from Salvia miltiorrhiza (redroot sage), 2139 nucleotides. RefSeq names its product pentatricopeptide repeat-containing protein At3g47530. Gene Ontology annotation, biological process: RNA modification. Gene Ontology annotation, molecular function: zinc ion binding; protein binding; RNA binding. NCBI's taxonomy places the organism in Eukaryota, Viridiplantae, Streptophyta, Magnoliopsida, Lamiales, Lamiaceae. The coding region runs from base 101 to 1822 and encodes 573 amino acids. The record is from RefSeq and is a predicted model, not a curated record. The transcript has a single exon.
AGAGGGACUGGUUACACAUGGUGUUUCGAAGCGCCCAAUAUUGCAGCAUCGCUGUGAAAAUUUGGCCGGAACUCCUACGACGAACGCAUUUCGCCGAGAAAUGAGGAUCAUUUCUCUCAUAAAAUCAUGCAAACACAAAUCACAUCUGCUCCAGCUCCACUCCCUUCUUCUCCGCUCCUCCCAUUUCUACAAUCCCACCGUCUUCCUCGCUUUCCUCUCCCGCCUCGCUCUGCCGCCGCUGCGCGAAUUGUCCUACUCCCGCAGAGUCUUCUCCGACUUCCCGGAGCCCAAUGUCUCCCUCUACACCACCAUGAUCAGGGCUCAUUCCUUCAGCCGCGAUUCAGCGCGCAGAGGUUUCCAAUUCUACCACGAGUUACUUCGUUCGGGCAAUUCAUCAAACGCCUUGUCAGCAACCGCCGCCGUGAAGUGCUGCACGAAUACGGAGUCCCUGAGCGGCGGAAUGCAGGUCCACGCGAGGAUUUGGAAAGACGGGUGCUUGUCUGAUUCGCUUUUGUCGACGACAUUGAUGGAUUUCUAUUCCUGUUUGGAGAAAGGUGGUGACGCCUGCAACGUGUUCGAUGAAAUGCUUGACCGAGACGUUGUCGCUUGGAACGUGCUGAUCUCUUGCUACACCCGCAACGGGCGAACCCGUGAUGCUCUGGCGUUGUUUGAUCAGAUGAGAAGCUCGAGCGCGUGUAGGCCCGAUGAUGUCACUUGCUUGCUGGUGCUUCAAGCUUGUGGGAGCUUGAAUUCAUUGGAAUGGGGUGAAAAAGUUCAUAGCUAUAUCCUAGAACACGGCCUCAUCGAUGCAAGAAGCGUCUGCAACUCGCUUAUAGCAAUGUACUCGCGUUGUGGAUGCGUUGAGAAGGCGUAUGAUGUGUUCAAGCAGAUGGUUCGUAAUAGAGAUGUUGUUUCGUGGACUGCAAUGAUCUCCGGUCUAGCAAGCAAUGGCUAUGGCAGAGACGCCAUCGAGGCAUUCAAACAGAUGCAGGAGGAGGGAAUUCAACCGGGUGAUCAGACGUUCACCAGCCUUCUAUCAGCCUGCAGCCACUCGGGGCUAGUAGACGAAGGCCGGAUGUUUUUCCAAGCCAUGAGGCGCGAUUUUGGGGUGACGCCCAAUGUCCACCACUACGGGUGUAUGGUUGAUCUCCUAGGCCGCGCAGGGCUACUGCACGAGGCCUAUGGCCUCAUACGUUCAAUGAGGAUCAAGCCGGAUGCAAAAAUGUGGAGGACGCUGCUCGGAGCCUGCAGGAUCCAUGGCGAUGCUGCUCUUGGUGAGCAACUAGUUGAGCAUCUCGUUGAGCUCAAGGCUCAAGAGGCAGGGGAUUAUAUUCUCCUUCUCAACAUAUAUUCUUCGUCUGGGAACUCAGACAAGGUGAUGGAAGUGAGGAAAGCUAUGAAGGAGAAAGGGAUUCAGACGACGCCUGCUUCUAGCACGAUUGAGUUGAAAGGGGAGGUGCACGUGUUCUUUGCAGACGACUUUUCACAUCCGAGGGAGAAGGAGAUCUAUGAGAUGCUUGCGGAGAUCAAUCAGCAGCUGAGGAUUGGUGGCUAUGUAGCUGAGAUAGCCUCGGAGAUGGGAUCCAGAAGCGAGCCCUAUGUCUUGUCCUACCACAGCGAGAAGUUGGCGAUUGCGUUUGGUAUUCUUUCCACGCCGCCUGGCACUGCGUUGAGGGUUGCGAAAGACCUCAGGAUAUGUGUGGAUUGCCAUAGUUUCUGCAAGCUCGUCUCUGCGGUCUACAACCGAAGAGUGGUGGUUAGGGAUCGCGCCCGGUUUCAUCAUUUUCAAGAUGGGGUUUGCUCUUGCAACGACUAUUGGUGAUCAAAUUCUUGAAAUUUUGGUGAGUUCAUUGAUGAGGUCACUAAGUUAAGCGUGCUUGGGCGGAGAGAAGGCCGCACUGACUUGAGCUGUCCCGACGAGGCUGGCCGAUUUCUUGUCUGGAUGAUGAAGUGAACUGAAGAUGGUUUGCUUGAGUUGGAUUGCCUAAAUGAGAGACGUGUUCUACUCUUUUUUUGGGUUCUUUAUAUUGGUGGUUCUGUCUCCAGAUUUGUUUUCAAAGAACAUUAUAAAAGACGAAAAAUGGAAUCAUGAUGAUGGAUAUGUUCAAUAAAAUCAUGUCAAUAUGUGUUUGUGUUAAA